Messenger RNA from Thamnophis elegans (Western terrestrial garter snake), 2047 nucleotides. RefSeq names its product zinc transporter ZIP10-like. Gene Ontology annotation, molecular function: zinc ion transmembrane transporter activity. Gene Ontology annotation, biological process: zinc ion import across plasma membrane; intracellular zinc ion homeostasis; positive regulation of B cell receptor signaling pathway. Gene Ontology annotation, cellular component: membrane. Lineage: Eukaryota; Metazoa; Chordata; Lepidosauria; Squamata; Natricidae. The record is from RefSeq and is a predicted model, not a curated record.
UCCAAGCCCCUGGCUCCACUGCGCAUGCUCUCCCCUGCCAAGUGUCGCAGCUGCCGCCGCUAACGCAGUUACGCCGUUUGCGUAGGGGCCACUACUCUCCGCAUCGGCCCUGCAGAGGCGUGGGGGGGAAGUGAGGUGGCGUAGUUUAGCCGCGCGCGCCAAGCGACAGCUCGGCUUCGGCAGAAGGUCGGGCGGCCGGCGUAAGCGGUUUUGAUGAAUGGCGUAGCGGAGGCCCUGGGAAAGUAGCAAGCAGAGCUUAGCUGUCGUAGUAGUAGCAGCGGCAGCAGCGGCGGCAGCAGCAGCAGCACUGCGGAGUGGGAGGAGGAGGCGGCACCCGCGCGCGCGGCGGUUUGGUACCGAGCGGAGAGGGAGAUGCACACGGCACACUCGAGCUGAGAAAACAGAAAUGAAGGUCCAUAGGCACACACAAUUUUGCCAUUGUUUGCUGACAUUUGUCUUCCCAUGUCACCAUUGCCAUGAAGGUGAACAUAGCCACAGACUGUCAAAUCUCGGAAAUGAAAGGACCGAGCCUGAACCAAGUAAGGAAGCUGAAGUUAAAACAGAAAUACUACAUGAAAAACUCUUUAAUCGUUACGGUGAGAAUGGAAAGGUGUCGUGUGGCCUGGAGAAAUUGAUGAUGAGCCUUGGCCUUGGAGAAAUUAAAAUAGUAGAAAUAAAUCAUGAGGACAUUGGCCACGAUUAUGUUUCUUACUUAGAUGUACUAGAUACACAAGAAGGAAAGCGUUCUCAUUCCCACAACCAUCCUCAUUCCCAUAAUCAUCCCAGCUCAGAAAAACAGACUGCAAACGAAGGGUCUGGCAAAAGGAGCCAGGUGUGCGAUCCAGUGAAAGAAGUUACAGAAUCAUCUUUGAAGCCUGAUGGUAGACAUGCUCAUGACUCUAACGCUCACGGACACCACAAGCAUCAUCACCGCCGUCAUGCGCAUCGCCACAUGGACCAUAACGCUACUCAUCAGUCUCACAAUGAUUCCAUUAACACCAGUGAUCAUGGGGAACCAAGUCACGAGCCUUCCACGGAGACCAAUACUACUCAGGAACAGCUUGAACGAAACUACGUACACCGUAAGAAAUGGUGGAAAAUGAAGAACAGGGAAGUUUCAAGAGUUACAGUACAAGAUUUUACUCUCAAUCAUGACUCAAAUGAACAAUAUGAACAUAAUCAUGUCCACAAACAUGACCAUGUGCAUGAUGUGCCUUUCCCACAUGCACGCGUUCAUGAACACAAUAAUAAUGAUCAUUCAGCUACUCAUGGACAUCAGGAUCCAAAUCCUGCCAGUGGGGAUGGAUAUCGACAUACCAGCAAACGAGAAGCGCCUGAUAAACAAAUCAGCAUGGGGAAGCAUGCUAAUCACAAGAACCAUAAUGAAGAUGAGCAUUCUUCUGAAGAGUGCUUAAAUGUCACACAGCUGCUAAGCCAUUAUGGUCUUCGCCCCAGUUCUCCAAUUUCUCCCAGCUUGUUUACUUACUGCCCUGCGUUGCUGUAUCAGAUUGAUAGGCGACUUUGUAUUGAACAUUAUGAAGACCUGCAUUUUGAAGACUUGAACAAAGCAAACAAUGUUUCUCUCGGGAAUGUGGAGAAAACAGGUGCGUCAGCCUGGAUCUGUGGCAUCAUUUCUAUCACAGUUAUUAGCUUGUUGUCUUUGCUAGGCGUGAUUUUGAUUCCUAUAAUCAAUCAGGGAUGCUUCAAAUUCCUUCUCACCUUCCUGGUUGCUCUUGCUGUAGGAACCAUGAGCGGAGAUGCAUUACUUCAUCUGCUACCACAUUCCCAAGGAGCCCACAAUCACAGCCACCACGAGGGCCAGGGGCACCAGCACGAGCACCCGCAUCUGCACGGCCAUUCCCACGACCAUGGAGGAUCAGUUCAGAACUUCCUAGAAGAGUAUGAUGCUGUCCUGAAAGGACUUGUGGCCCUUGGAGGGAUUUACCUUUUGUUCAUUAUUGAACACUGCAUACGAAUGUACAAACACUAUAAGAACAAAGGGAUUACACAUCUGCUGGAAUAUUGUACCAGCUUUGUUGAAAUCUAG